Molecule: messenger RNA, 2620 nt
Organism: Diatraea saccharalis (sugarcane borer)
Lineage: Eukaryota; Metazoa; Arthropoda; Insecta; Lepidoptera; Crambidae
Source: the annotation of a GenBank genome assembly
GUGUUUUGGCGUAAUUUAUAAGUUGAUCUACUAAGAAAAAUGUAAAAAUUAAUCAAGUGUUUAAAACUGUAAAGUAAAGUUUCACAGUAAAUAUACUGUAAAACUUUGAAUUACGGUUUUUAAUGUCGAAGCCUGUUCGUCAGUACGUUUUGUAAAAAUAUUUUUAAAUUGCACGUGUGUGACUUGCGAUAAACAAAGUAUUUAUAUCUAUAUCAUUUAUAAAUUAAAAAGUAUAUCUAAUAUAACCAUAUUUUAUUGUGGUCAACUAUUACUUUGAAAUAGUAUAUAACUGUAAAAGCCAUCAUGCUAGAAGUUAAUGGUGUUGGAAAAAAGAAAACAUUUAACAAACGUAAAUCAGAACCUACUUCACCAUUGUUGACUAAAAGAAUUGAGACAGAAAAUUCAGACACUAUUGAAAACAACUUGCCAAUGCUAAAUAUUAAAAAGGCCAAGAAACGCAAGUCGGUAUCUGAUUCACCACUUCCAGCUUCAUCGCCAACAGGUAUAAAUGAUGCCCCAGAAAAAUUAGAAACUACUGAAAACAAUUGGCCAAUGCAAAACAUUAAAAAAGCCAAAAAACGUAAGUCUGCAUCUGAUUCACCACUUCCAGCCUCAUCGCCAACAGGUAUAAAUGAUGCCCCAGAAAAAUUAGAAACUACUGAAAACAAUUGGCCAAUGGAAAACAUUAAAAAAGCCAAAAAACGCAAGUCUGCAUCUGAUUCACCACAUCCAGCUUCAUCGCCAACAGGUAUAAAUGAUGCCCCAGAAAAAUUAGAAACCACUGAAAACAUUUGGCCAAUGCAAAACAUUAAAAAAGCCAAAAAACGCAAGUCUGCAUCUGAUUCACCACAUCCAGCUUCAUCGCCAACAGGUAUAAAUGAUGCCCCAGAAAAAUUAGAAACCACUGAAAACAUUUGGCCAAUGCAAAACAUUAAAAAAGCCAAAAAACGCAAGUCUGCAUCUGAUUCACCACUUCCAGCUUCAUCGCCAACAGGUAUAAAUGAUGCCCCAGAAAAAUUAGAAACUACUGAAAACAAUUGGCCAAUGGAAAACCUUAAAAAAGCCAAACAACGCGAGUCCGCAUCUGAUUCCCCGUUACCCGCUUCACCACCAACACGGUUAAGUGAUUUACCAGAAGCAAAGAAGCAGAAAAUUGCAAAACACCAUUCUACUUAUCCAUUGUUAACUCAUAAUAUAAAAUUAGAAACUAUAAAUGACUUGCAUGUAGAAAAGAAGAAAAAAAUUAAGAAGCCGAAAUUAGAAUCUGUUUCGCCACCAGUAACUGAAGCCUCAAAGUUAGGAUCAAAAGCAAAUGGCUCACCAGCACAGGAAAAUAAUCUUGUGCUUCAAAAGGAAGUGACAUUUGAGGAGCCCUCUUUGGAAGAGAUUGGUGCAAAAUACCCUGUGUUAAAAGAUGAGGAAUUGAUUAAGAAAUUUAUGUCUGUACCAUUGUCAGGAAACCAAAAAGGUCGCAUCCGACAAGAGAUGCAAGGUAAAUUGAAGAGAAAAACGAGUUCUGUCCACCCGGAUGCAAUACACAAUAGUAUUCUCGCUAUUUUGAGAAGCAAUGCCGACCUAACCGAUGCACAGUUGCGUAAAAUUAGGAUUUUGUACAACAUGUUAAAAGUGGCAAUAGUGGCCGAGAAAAAUAAUACGAUAAAAAAACCAUCUGAAGAAAAGGCAGUGGAGAAAAAGAAGUUAAAAAAGAAUGAGAAUAAAGAAAAUGUAACUGAAGGUAAUAAAGUUGAAAAGAAAGAGCAAGUGAGAAAAGUUAAAGGAAAGAAGAGAUACGUAGUGUUCCUAGGAAAUUUACCUUUGGACGUCACUAAAGAUAUGAUAAUGCAACAUUUCGUUGAAAUGAAUGAACACAUAAUAAAUAUUCGUAUACCAAAACCAAAAGAGAACAAACUGGAGAAUAAAAAAGCUAUGGCUUACGUUGAACUUCGAAACGAACCCACGUAUGAGUUGGCUUUGUCCAAACAUCACUCAAUGAUGGGUAGCAAUAGGAUUAAAGUAUUGUACACCACGCAAAAGAAUAGCAAAAUUAGCAAGAGCGAUGCAAAACGUAAAUCAGCAAAGCUCAUAGCCCUACAGAAGUCUGGCAUGUUAAUAGGUAGCACACCUUUCCAUAAAAAGAGGAGUCAACGUCGGUCAAAGCUAAAACAAGCGCGACUCAAACAGGAAAUGGAAUACGGUUUAUAAAUUUAUAAUAGUUAAUAAAAAUAUUGUUAAGCACAUGGGUUCUUAUUAUGUAUCUUUAAUUGGAUUAAGUAUAAAAUUAAUUUAUUUAAGUAUUAUAUUGUGUAUAUAUUAUAUCAAUUUUUCUUUCUGGAAAUGGAAAAUAUUCUUAAAAUGAAAAAAAAAAACAGUAUUGCAUUCUGAAUGCAAAAAGAAUUAGGGCAAAUUUUCAUUUUGAUCGAAAGUUUAAAAUAUAUAUUUCGGCUGUUUGGGCGGAUUGCCUGAACAUUGAUGAAAAUACGCUCACUAGUACCGAGAAGAUACAAAUGCUUGAAACAAUUUUUCAGUCCUGUUGGGUCCAGCUCAGUGGUUAGAGCAGUCCCUGGAUUGCGAAAGUUCGUGGGGUAGAGUCCAAUCUCAGAGAACCUGGAGCUGGUGUUUU